Molecule: messenger RNA, 2772 nt
Organism: Rhincodon typus (whale shark)
Lineage: Eukaryota; Metazoa; Chordata; Chondrichthyes; Orectolobiformes; Rhincodontidae
Product: cytochrome P450 2J2-like
Exons: 10
Coding region: 319-1830 (503 amino acids)
Biological process (GO): xenobiotic metabolic process
Cellular component (GO): cytoplasm; intracellular membrane-bounded organelle
Molecular function (GO): oxidoreductase activity, acting on paired donors, with incorporation or reduction of molecular oxygen, reduced flavin or flavoprotein as one donor, and incorporation of one atom of oxygen; iron ion binding; heme binding
Source: RefSeq, a predicted model, not a curated record
AAGGACUUGUUUUUCAAGCUGCAGUGUUUGGGAACCUGCCAGAUUACUGGUGAGCAGUAGCGAUCCUUGUCCCCUGAUAAACACCAUAGCAAGAAAAUAUAUCUCCCAGCCGAGCCUUCUCUUCACAGUGCAACGAGUGAACAAUCAGAGCUCAGAAAUUGGACUCUAACCUGCCUGAUUGCAGCAAAACUCCUUGGAAGCAAAACAAAAACCAGUUCUUGAAAAGACUGGUUCUUUUGCAAAGUUCAUAAACCCUUUACUUGUCCACCAGUGGAUUUUCAGAAAAACGCAGCUGAAAAAGAUUUUGAAAGUUGAGAAAUGGAAAGUGCGGAGGCCUUUCGAAGCAUGUUUUGGCUCAAUCUCCAGGCAUUCCUGAUAUUCCUGGCUGUCUUCUUCCUCGUGACUGUGGUAAUCCGGAGGAGAAGGACUAGCAAUCUCCCUCCAGGGCCCUCUGCCUUCUCUCUCGUUGGAAACAUCUUCUACCCCGACCAGUCUGCUCGACAUGAGCUCUCCCGGAAAUAUGGGAACAUUUUUACGACACAUAUCCUGUGGAUACCGAUCAUUAUUCUGAACGGCUUCCAGACUAUCCAGGAGGCACUGACCCAGCAUGGCACAGAAUUCGCUGGGCGACCGUACAUGCAUAUCACUGACCUUUUGUCAAAAGGUCAAGGUAUUAUAACAGCCCCCUAUGGCAGGUCCUGGAAACAGCAGCGUUGGGUCACCCUGACUGUUUUGAGAAACUUUGGCUUAGGACAAUUUGCCUUUGAGGACAAAAUAUUGGAAGAGGCCCAUUAUUUGGCUGCAGCUUUUAGAGAAUCUGAGGGGUCUUCCUUUGAUCCUCAAGCCAUCAUCACCAGUGCUGUUUCCAAUGUGAUCUGCAAAGUCACCUUCGGCAAGCGUUUCCAUUACGAGGACAGGACAUUCAAGAGACUUGUUGCAUUGUUUGAUGAGGCCCUGAAGCUUCAGGCAGGAUUCUGGGCAAUGGUGUGUUGUGCAAUCCCCAACAUGAAUCGUUUCCCAGGGCCUCAUCAGAGAAUCUUUAAAAACAAGGCUGAAAUUGAAGCUAUUCUCCAGGAUUUCAUCCAACAGCACAAAGACUCACUGGAUGGUGAAGAGAUCCGGGAUUUCAUCGAUGCCUACCUGCUGGAAAUGGAAAAGGAGCGUAACUUCCCUGGUUCGUGUUUGCUGGAUGGAAACCUGUUGUAUAAUACUUACGAUUUAUUUCUGGCUGGUACUGAGACAACAACGACCACACUCCGCUGGGCUUUUCUGUAUAUGAUGGCUUAUCCAGAUAUACAAGAGAAGUGUCAGAAGGAGAUCGACCAGGUGAUUGGCAGCUCCCGUGCCCCAUCUUUGAGCAAUAGGCCCGACAUGCCAUAUGUUAACGCUGUCAUUCACGAGAUCCAAAGAUUUGGCAACAUUCUUCCGUUUGCAGUCAGUCAUGCUACAACACAAGACACUGAAUUUAUGGGAUACACAUUGAAAAAGGGCACUGUUGUUUUAAUAAACCUGUCAUCAGUCUUGCUUGAGGAGAGCCAAUGGAAGCAUCCAAACCAGUUCAACCCCGAGAACUUUCUGAAUGAAAAAGGAGAGUUUUUCAAACCAGACGCGUUCAUCCCUUUCUCAAUGGGUUUGCGAGCGUGCCUUGGGGAGAAACUAGCCAAAAUGGAGCUCUUCCUGUUCUUCACCUCGCUGCUUCAGAAGUUUGAGUUUCAUUGGCCUGAUAAAACCACACCCCCAGACCUCAAAGGCUUGUUCAAAAUCGUGAUGACGCCACGACCAUAUAAGUUGCAGCUAAGGAGCAGGAAGGUACAGAAUGAUGACCCGUGAGCUGCAAUGAUGUGGAUUUCUCUUCAGAGAAGGCUUGUGAUUCGAAGACUGCUGGCUACUGGUGCUCUAAGAAUGUUUACAAAAACAAGAAGGACUUGCAUUGAUGUAGCACCUUUUGAGCCUACAGAAUGUCCUACAGCACUUGCAAGGCAAUGAAGUAUUUUUGAAGAUGGUCUAGCAAACAUGCAAAAGAGGAGCAUGGGAUUUUUAGUUCAAGGGAGCAAACCUUGCCUUGGCAUUAACAUAGAAUCAGGAAGACAAUACAGCAGGCCUCCAGCAAUGCAAAGUAAUUGCAGCUUCAAAUUCUCUACCAGGACCCGAAGCUCUGCUGUUCCGGCUCGGCACCAACGGCAUUAACCACAGUAGCUGAAGCACAAACGUUUCUUCGGUUUCAGCUCCCAUGCCUCCAGAAGGGAGCAACAAACGAUCACAGUUCAGGAGCUUGCAGGAGAGGGAUCUAACUGAAGCAUUGCUUUACUUUGCAUAUGUAAGGCAUGGCGGCACAUAUCAAAAUUGGCUCAUCAAAGGCCAGUUAUUGUGACUGGCUCUGAAACAUUUACUCCUCCACUCUCGCUGAGCAUAAGCAGUUGCACUGUUCCCUGGCGCUGCAUUCUGAUAUCCUAGAACGCGUCUCCCUCUGCUGGCUCAGGACAGAUGUAACACUGAUAGCCAUCUCUCAGUGGCAAAACCAAAGUUUUCCCUCAUUCUUCAGCCUCUGGGGACUGAAUAUGAGGUUUUUGUUUUUAAGUGGAAAUACUGAAGGACUGACCUUGGAUAUAUUAACAAGCCUAGCCUGAUAUAGGACCCUAUACAAUAAGGAACAUACUACUCAGCUAGACAAGAAGCUGGAGAGGGUUCAGAGGAGAUUUACCAGGAUGUUGCUGGGCAUGGAAAGUUUGAGUUAUAAAGAAAGGCUGGAUAGGUUGGGACAUUUUUCCACUG